AGCACCCCACAGCGAUUGAUGUCAUUAGAUAACUUUUCGUUUGUAUUGUUACGCGACAUACUAUGAAGACAUUUUUUAUGAUAACAUUGAUAACUUAUGUAUCAGCACUGAACGAGGAAUUGUUGCACUACGUUAGUGAUGAUGUACCUAGUGGCUCUUAUAAAUAUUAUAGCUUAACGUACGACGGUAAUAUUAAAAUACAGUUGACCUCAAUAAUAGGAGAUGCAGAUUUGUAUGCAUCGCAGAUUAUAAGCAAACCAACAUACGAGCCAGAUCAUUAUUGUCUGCAAUCAGUAACUUGUGGAGAAGAUACUAUUUUCAUACCUAAAAGCUUCAAACGGCCUGUGAGCAUUGGUGUUUAUGGUCAUCCAUCACAUGAAAUUAGUAAAUAUACUUUGUUGGUGUCUGAAGUAAUAGUUGAAGACGAUACCUCAUCUUACGACGAGACAUCAAAAAAUACUUACAAAACUUAUAUGUUAGAAUAUGAAAACCAAAUCUUCCUUGAAAUCCUUCAGGAAGAUGGAUUAGUUAUUACUGCUAAGGGUCUUGGUAUAGAAACUGUUUUUGCAAAUGUGAUAAAAGCUUAUUUGGAUCCAGGAAAUCUGGUUAUAGUCCUGGGAACCACUGAUUAUGAUGAGCAUUAUUUUAUUGAUCUACUUAAAGGUUAUGAAACAAGUAGAUUACCACUUGUAGUCAAUGCAGAAUGUCCUUCUAACGAAAGGGAAAUAAUGUAUUUGGAAGGUGGAGUGCUGUUUAUAUCGGGUCGUAUUUUGGUGGUAGAUCUGUUAAAAAAUAGAGUUCCACUGCACUUGGUCACUGGCAUUCUCGUCUACAGGGCUCACAAUAUACUCAAUACUUAUCAAGAAGCAUUUGCAUUACGUUUAUAUAGACAAAAUAAUAAGACUGGCUUUAUCAAGGCAUUCACAAAUUCGUCAUUGGCUUUUACAGUUGGAUUUGUAAAAGUAGAACGAGUUAUGAAAGCUUUAUUUGUGAAGAAAUUAUAUUUAUGGCCGCGUUUCCACGCAACUAUUAAUAAUUGCUUAUCUAAGUACGAGCCUGAUGUUAUAGAAUUACAUGUGCAAAUUACACCAAAAAUGCAAAACAUUCAAACUACUUUACUUGAUGUUAUGAAUUAUGUUGUAAAAGAAUUAAAGAGGCUUAAUAAAUAUUUAGAUUUAGACGAAUUGACUGUAGAAAAUGCAGUGGCAAAAAAAUUUCACAAGCAAUUACAUUUGCAAAUAGAUCCAAUUUGGCAUCAGCUUAGUACAACGACCAAACAGUUGUUUUCUGAUUUAAAGACAUUACGUUCCCUUAUUAUAUCUUUGACGUACGAAGAUUCUGUUUCAUUUUAUAUCAUGCUGAAUCGUUUACGGACUAUGGAAUAUGCUAUGAAAGCCGGUGGUUGGAUAAUGUUAGAUGAAUUCGAGAAUCUGUUUAAAUAUGCCAGAAGCAGAGUUUAUACAGAAAAGAAUGAACUGAAACCAGAACCAAGUCCAAAAUGGGAAGCUUUAUCAGAAGUCUUGUUUGAAAUUCAAGAACAGAAACAUAAGAAAAGGAACUAUGAAAAUAUUGAUAAAGUUCUUAUCUUGGUACAUGAUAAUAAUAUAUGUCGUCAAUUAAAGAAUUAUUUAACUAUGGGUGCAAAUGAAUACUUACUUUAUGAAUCUAUGAAAAAACUAUCGCAUAAUAAAGAACAAAAAAUAAGUGACAAUAAUGGAAAGAAAACGAAAGAUCAGCCAUCGACAUCUGAAAGUAAUAUAGAUGAAGAAACGGAAGACAUUCAAGAUACUUAUGUGCUCACCUUGUCACAAAAAUGCGUAGAAGGAACUCAAUCCAAUACUUCUACAGAAGAUAUAAAAUAUCAAACAUUGUUUGAAGAAUGUUCGCAAAUUGCAGAAUUGGAUUUGACUAGAGAACAUUAUGCAGCAUCUGCACCCGUCGUUUUCAUACAAGCCAUAAAGAAAGGAGGAGAUCCAAUGGCUUUACAACGAAUGUUAACCGAGCAUAUACCAAACAAUAUCAUUUUGUAUGCAAACGAUAUCGGUAUCGUGAGGCAAUUAGAGAUAUAUCAGAAUAACAAUCCAUCAUUAGAUUUAAAAGUGUAUUUUUUAAUUUAUGGCGGAUCGAUUGAGGAACAAGAAUAUCUUACCUCCUUACGACGAGAAAAGGAAGCAUUUGAAUCGUUGAUUACUGCAAAAACUACUAUGGUUGUGCCAGAAGAUCAAGAUGGAAAAUCCGACGAUUGUUUGGCUCUUGCAAUUCAAUCAGAUGAUGCGAAUCAGGAAAAUACGCGUAAAGGAGGGAUGCAAUCUGAAGCUAAAAUAAUUCCAAAAGUUAUUGUCGAUAUGAGAGAAUUUAGAAGUGAGUUACCAGCUAUACUCUAUACGCGCGGUAUAAAAAUCGAACCAGUGACAUUAGUGGUGGGUGAUUAUAUAUUAACACCAGAAAUAUGUAUUGAAAGGAAAAGUAUAUCUGAUUUAAUUGGUUCUUUACUUUCUGGGAGAUUGUAUAAUCAAGCACUUUCUAUGACAAGGCAUUAUGCUAAACCUAUGCUUCUUAUAGAAUUUGAUCAAAAUAAACCAUUCUGUUUUCAGGGAAAUUAUUAUGUUAGUAAAGAUCUUAAAAGUAAUGACAUAAUGGCAAAACUGCAAUUAUUAACUCUUCAUUUUCCUAAACUAAAAAUUGUAUGGUCUCCUAGUCCACAUGCUACAGCGCAAUUGUUUGAAGAAUUAAAGCAAGGACGAGAUCAGCCUGAUUCAAAUAUAGCUGCUAAAAUCGGAGCAGAUGAAGAUACCGAAAAGCAAAUAAUGGUAGAAAAAUAUAAUUCUCACAUCCAAGAUUUUAUAACUAAAUUACCGGGUGUACAUUCGAAAAAUUUGCGUGUUCUAUUAAAUAAAGGGAAAUCAUUAGAUCAUCUUAUCAAGCUGUCACAAGAAGAACUAAAAGAAAUACUUGAAAAUAAAAAUGAUGCUGAAUUAUUAUAUAAAGCUCUACACGAGAAAUGUUUAUCAACAGAUGAAGGUCCGGGAACUAGCAAAAGUGUUUCUAAAGUACGUGGUAAGAGACUUUUCUCUAGAGUAAAAAAAUAAUGUAAAAUUUUAAAUAUUUUUAGUACA
Molecule: messenger RNA, 3116 nt
Organism: Cyphomyrmex costatus
Lineage: Eukaryota; Metazoa; Arthropoda; Insecta; Hymenoptera; Formicidae
Gene: mei-9
Product: DNA repair endonuclease XPF mei-9
Exons: 13
Coding region: 63-3089 (1008 amino acids)
Biological process (GO): nucleotide-excision repair involved in interstrand cross-link repair; resolution of meiotic recombination intermediates; double-strand break repair via homologous recombination
Cellular component (GO): nucleotide-excision repair factor 1 complex
Molecular function (GO): damaged DNA binding; single-stranded DNA binding; single-stranded DNA endonuclease activity
Source: RefSeq, a predicted model, not a curated record